AUGCUUUUCAAGGCAAUAUCAUUCUUUUUCUCGCCAUUUUGGAAUAUUAUUGAUCCAUAUUUGAAUAGUCUGGCUGACCUUUUUUCAGCACAAAAAGCUCAACGAAUUACUAUAAAAUCUAUUUUUAUAUUUGUAGCAGUUUCAACAUUAGUAAGUUUUGCAUUCCUUUCAUAUAUAGCAUUUUAUUAUGUCUAUAUUCCAAAAAUCGCGCACUCAAAACCAGUUCAUUUACAAUAUCAUCAAGACAAAUUGAUUCAUAGUAUGAUCGAUUUCACUGAAAAUGGAUUAUAUUCAGAUUUUCUAACAGCAGAUCAAGCUUAUGAUAUUUCAAUUGAUUUGGAUGUUCCCGAAUCAGAUCGAAAUAUUGAUUUGGGCAACUUUAUGAUUAAUUUGGAGUUGAAGUCCAAGGAUAAUAAUACAAUUCAGUCUUCUGGUCGACCAUGUAUACUUACUUAUAAAUCCAAAUUACUUCGUAUUACUUCGACAAUUUGGAAAUUAAUUCCAUUAGUCUUGGGAUUUGUCAAGGAAGAUCAAAAGUUGAAAGUUGUAAUGUUUGAAAAUUUUAUUGAAAAUGGUGUAAAUAAAAAUCCAGAAGUUUAUAAUGCAAAUAUACAAUUAGAUGCACAUUUCAGAGGAUUAAGAUAUCUCAUGUAUUAUCAUUAUGUCUCAACUGGAAUAGCCUUCAUUUUAUUAUUUAUCUUCUGGGAAAUAUUCUUUUCAAUAUUCUCAUGGAAAAUUAUCGUUUCUCAAUGGAAAAAUCCUUCAUCACCAUCAUUAAAAACAAUAAAAUAUAACGACAAUGAGCAAGGAAUUGAUAAUGUUGGGUGGUUAGGAGUUCAACAAAAUGGUAAAAGGAAAACAUUAAGAAAUCAUCCUGAUGAAGAUGAGGAGGAGCAAGAGGAAAAUGGUGGAUCUGAGUUUGUAUCAAACAAUGACGAGUCAAGCAAUAUAUCAGAUAAUGAUUCUAUAACUUCACACUCGGAGUCAAUGAAUCCAGAAAAUACAGAUUAUGAUGAAUCGGGCUUUGAAACUACUGAACAUCCAGAAAGAGAUGGCGUUGAAAAGUUUAAGGAGAAUAGAAACUGUUAUUCAAAUAGUGGAUGGUCAACAAAAAUAUCAACUGAUAAUUAUAUUUAUCAUUUGACAGAAAAAGACAACAAAGAAGAAUUUGCUAGAGAUGAUCAAGCAAACAGCAACUAG
Messenger RNA from Entrophospora candida, 1200 nucleotides. The record is from the annotation of a GenBank genome assembly. NCBI's taxonomy places the organism in Eukaryota, Fungi, Glomeromycota, Glomeromycetes, Entrophosporales, Entrophosporaceae.